AUGAGCUUCCUGAGCAGCGAGGUGUUCAUGAGGGACUUCGUGUCCCCAUUCGACCCGUCGGAUUUGGGGGAUGAAGAGAGCUUAGGUCUCCUAGAUGACUACCUGGAGGUGGCCAAGCACUUCAAACCUCAUGGGUUCUCCUGCGACAAGGCUAAGGCAGGAUCCUCCGAAUGGCUGGCUGUGGAUGGGUUGGUCAGUUUCUCAGACAACAGCAAGGAGGAUGCUUUCUCCGGGACAGAUUGGAUGGUGGAGAAAAUGGAUUUGAAGGAGUUUGAUUUUAAUGAUACCCUGUUGAGUAUGGAUGACCUGGAAACCAUGCCAGAUGAGCUCUUGGCCACGUUGGAUGACACGUGUGAUCUCUUUGAUCCCCUACUCCAGGAGACUAACAAGGAGCCCCCCCAGAUAGUGAACACAGGCAUAAAGGAGGAGGAUGCCCCCUCAGAUAAUGAUAGUGGCAUCUGUAUGAACCCUGACUCCUCGCUGGGCUCUCCCCAGCAUAGCCCCUCCACCUCCAGGGGCUCUCCAAAUAACAGCCUGCUAUCUCCAGGUGCCCUCGGUGGCUCUUCCCGCCACAAACCCUACGACCCUCCUGGAGAGAAGAUGGUAGCAGCAAAAGUAAAGGGUGAGAAGCUAGACAAGAAGCUGCAGAAAAUGGAGCAGAACAAGACAGCAGCCACUAGGUACCACCAGAAGAAGAGGGCAGAACAGGAGGCUCUCACUGGUGAAUGUAAAGAGCUAGAAAAGAAGAAUGAGGCUCUGAAAGAGAAGGCACAUUCCUUGGCCAAGGAGAUCCAGUAUCUUAAAGAUCUGAUAGAGGAGGUUCGCAAGGCAAGGGAGAAGAAAAGGGUCCCCUAG
Rangifer tarandus platyrhynchus (Svalbard reindeer) is the source of this 855-nucleotide messenger RNA. Lineage: Eukaryota; Metazoa; Chordata; Mammalia; Artiodactyla; Cervidae. The record is from the annotation of a GenBank genome assembly.